AUGUUUUUUUUUUCUUGUUUGGAGUCAUCCUUAGUACAGACUGUUGAGCGUAAACGCUCAGUCCGUGAUGCUGGCCAUGUUGUCAUCAAAGAGAACGGUAUGGAUGUUGUGGACCCAUCAACUAAAGCGGCGUUUGUCUGUGAAGUUCCGCCAUACUCUGAGUUUAACACCAUGGACCUACAGCUUCGUAAAAUUAACUACGAUAUAUUCAAGAACCAAUUGAAUGCAUCUAGAGUGAUUGAAGAGACUUUAGACAAGAUCUACUCUAGACUUACAACUGCUGGAAGGGAAAUUAUACCUGGUGAUCUGAAACUCAUCAUCGACUUUCUAGAUAUGGUCUCGUCAGCAGUUAACUCUACAGUUAUCAUUGUAGAUGAUCAUUUACUGAAGAAGAUAACAUCAGUGGUAGACUUGACCAUACAAAUAGAAGAACGCGUUUGGCAUCAGUUAAAUAAGAGAGGGGAGCAGGCCGCGACUAGACUGGUUAACUACAUGGAAAAUAUCGUCGUUAGAUCUGCUGCAAACAUUACAGUCAUAGUACAAGACACUCUAGCAAUAAUAAUAGCCCAAUCAGAAGCUGACAUACAUUUCCCAAUAGUCCAUGAAGUCGAUGCAGCCUACAACAUAUCGUGGUUAAGAAAAACAAAAAACAGUUUGUAUUUGUCACACAAUGCGAGUCAAACAUUCAAAGGUGCGCUAAACUACUCUAUCAUUGUCUACGACGGGUUGAAAAACAAGUUGAUGGUAAAUCAAGAAAAACAAAUUAGGUAA
This is a messenger RNA of Physella acuta, 771 nucleotides long. RefSeq lists its product as uncharacterized. NCBI's taxonomy places the organism in Eukaryota, Metazoa, Mollusca, Gastropoda, Physidae. The record is from RefSeq and is a predicted model, not a curated record.